UUGCAGCUCGAACCAGCUGAUGAUACCCAGGCAGUGAACGCGGAGCUUGGGAAGAAGUGUCACAUGCAAUUUACGCCGCGUCGUCGGCGUUUUAUUGACCGAGGAUUCGCUCUCACCUCCGUCCAUUGAGUGAGUGAUUUUUCAUCAUGUCACGACGCAUAGGCCUGAUUGGGCUUUUUCUCCCCUCUGUCUCCUCACUCUCUCUCACACACACGGCUCUUCAUUUUCCAAUCUCAUCCUCUCCACUGUUCAUGACGCCUGCUUGAGCAACCUCACCUCACAUCUGUAAGGCACAGCUGAGUGGAACCUUCAAAAAGACUGAGAGAGGAAUAACCUGAAGAAACAUGCACCAGAGCAGUAGCUUGAAGCGGCGGGGGACGUGAAGACAAAGAGGACUUACGAAGAUGGGGUGUGGUCAGAGGUUCACCGCAUUUGUCGUGGACUCUACAAUUGCCUCCAUCUCCAUCUCACGGAAAGAUUGUCACCGCUAAAACGCAAGCGUCACGUUUCACCUGCUGGAGAAGCUCCGCCAAAUGGUGAUGUGAUGAAUAAGUUUGAAGUCCUUGGCAUUGUGGGUGAAGGCGCAUAUGGAGUGGUGCUCAAGUGCAGACAUAAGGAAACCAAUGAGCUGGUGGCUAUCAAGAAGUUCAAAGACAGCGAAGAAAAUGAAGAGGUUAAGGAGACGACCCUUCGAGAGCUAAAGAUGCUUCGCACGCUGAAGCAGGACAACAUCGUUGAGCUGAAGGAAGCCUUUCGCCGCAGGGGGAAGCUCUACCUCGUCUUUGAAUACGUAGAGAGGAACAUGCUGGAGCUGUUGGAGGAACUUCCAAAUGGUGCAGCCCCAGAUAAAGUGCGAAGCUACAUCUACCAACUUAUCAAAGCCAUUAACUGGUGUCACAAGAAUGAGAUUGUGCACAGAGAUAUCAAACCAGAGAACCUGCUGAUCAGCUCUGAGGAUGUCCUCAAGCUCUGUGACUUUGGUUUUGCACGUAAUCUCUCUGAAGGAACCGAUGCCAACUACACUGAGUAUGUGGCCACAAGGUGGUAUCGCUCACCUGAACUGCUGCUUGGGGCUCCUUAUGGCAAAGCGGUGGACAUGUGGUCAGUGGGGUGCAUCCUCGGGGAGCUGAGUGACGGGCAGCCUUUGUUUCCAGGGGAAAGCGAGAUUGAUCAGCUAUUCACUAUUCAGAAGGUCCUUGGGCCACUUCCUGCUGAGCAGAUGAAACUCUUCUACAACAACCCUCGCUUUCACGGAAUCAGGUUUCCCUCAGUUACGCAUCCUCAGACAUUGGAGAGAAGGUACCAAGGCAUUUUAAGCGGUUUGAUGUUGGAUCUCAUGAAGAACCUGCUGCUUCUCAACCCAACCGAACGCUAUCUUACUGAGCAGAGUCUGAAUCAUCCAGCCUUCCAGCCUCUGAGGCAGGUGGAGAGAGAGAGGCCUUCGCCCGCCUCGCCCAACCCUCCACGUUCCUCCAAGAGGAAAACACACCAUCAUGGAGAGAACACAGUCCCAACAAGAAGUCACACCAAGGGCUCAAGCCAGCGCCGCUCCAACAGCAAAGAAUGUUCAAGUCUCCCACGUCAUGGUGACCUCCAUCACCUUGGCAACGAGAAUUUCCUCAAUGGUAACAAACCCCCGUCGAGUUUAAGCCCGACACUUCACCCCAAGAGUCAGUACCUCUCCCAGACCCUCAAUCGCGCUGCCUCGUCCAGUAAAGAUCUGGCUAAUAACAACCUGCCACACCUCCUCAGUCCUAAAGAGGUCAAAAACAAAUCCGAAUUUGAUUUCAAUGUGGGACCCUCACCCAAGUUGCCAGAGCAAGGACAUGGUGCAAAGUAUGGCCUCGGCAAGCCCAGCGGUUCCUCUCGCACUCAGCAGCAGCAACAACAGCAAGGUGGACGCCACACUUUCCUGGAAAGCAAGACCAACACGUUACAGUCAGGAGGAGACAAACAACACGGAAGACACACCCACAGCGUGGCCGACUCAGCCCACGGAUCCAUGUCGUCUUCGUCCAAAAGCUCCGCCUCUUAUCUCAGCCUGUCCAAGAGCCACAGCGCUCUAAGCGAUGCCAAAUCCGUAGGGAACCUCAGCGAUGGUCGACUCCACCCUGACGACCUAAACUCCAACACGACAGCGGCAGUGGGACCCGGUACCCGUUUCUUCCCUGCCAGCUGUCUGGACCUCAAUGCCCCUUCGGGGGCUCCGGUGGCACCUGGCAGCCCCUCAGCACGACACAGUGAUCGCUCAGGGCAUAGCCCCGCAUCCCGUAGCAGCAGCAACGUCCGCAUGGAGAGCAGCACACUCGACUCCUCCUCCAGGCACAAGUCCAGACAGAAAUCUUUGGUUUCCGAGGAGGCCAAGGCUCCAGAGCUCUUAGACCCAGGGGGUGCAGGGAUGCCCUCCACUCACACGCUGCCCUCCCCACACGACUCGUACCAUUAUGGCUUGGGUUACUCGUCCCCCUUCUCCUCUCAGCAACGGCCUCAACGGCACUCCAUGUACGUGAGGAGAGAGCGCCACCGACCUCAUGCUGUAGAAGCCGGGAUGGCAGGCUUGCCCCCGCCGGGCCAGGCGAUUCCAACGCGAGCUUCUAGUCUGCAGCUUCUCUCCCCGCAACUUCAGCACCGGACUGCACUCGCUGGGCAUUCAGUGAGCUCCUCCAGGGAAGACUGCACGGAUGGCAUGAGCAGGAGCGAGCAGUCCCCGAAAGACAUGAGCCACCCUUGCGCACCCAUCAAAGAUUCAACGAGGGACAACACUGCUGCUUUUCAUACCCAGCGACUGCCUAAAAAUGAGGUCGGUAUGUAUCAUGACCCUCAUGGAGAGGAUGGAGUGUCCUCCAAGGAAAACCGGAUGAUUUUCACUGAGUCCAUGCCUCGGAGAGUUGGUAGCUUUUACCGAGUACCGUCGCCCAGACCAGAUAACUCCUCAUCCUUCCAUGAGGGUGUUGGGCAGGGUCGAGGACCGGUCGUACCCGUUGUUCCUGGCAACCCCGUUACCAUGGCUAACCACUCCAAACGCCAGACUGCCUUUGAGUGGAGUGCUGCUGAAGCAAUGGUGAUGAAUCCUCCAGAGCCCACCAAAGAGAAGGAAAAACAAGGCUUCUUCAGAGCCAUCAAAAAGAAAAAGAAGAAGACGCAAAUAACGGACAUGGCGGACGGGAGGAACCCUAGUAUCAGGAAAAGCCUCUUCCCACUCUUCAGCUCCAAGAACAGCCUAAAGCACAACUCAGCUGUCAAAGUCCUUCCUGUGGUGCCCUCGCCGAUGCUACAACAGCAGCCUCCUCCGCCGCCAUAUCCUGCCACAACAGGACCUGGGACUGCACAAGAGCAUAUGUCCCUGCAGAGGGGCGCCAAGUCAUCCUCACACCACGGAAGCCGUCGGAAAAACCGAGAACGUUCCCGAGACAGAGACCGCGAACGAGAGCAGAGCCGAGACCGGGAACGAGAAAGAGGACGAGAGAGAGUGAAUGAAUGGCCGACAGAAAAGGCAAUGGACUCACAUUCUCAGAGCCAACCACUGAAGUCCCUUCGCAGGCUCCUUCACCUCUCCCCUUCUCCAAACCAAGGCCAGCCUCCUCCUCCUCCUCCCGCAGACCUGCGCUUCCAGCCCCCUCUCCCCAACCCUCCUCAGACCUCCUCCAAAGCGGCCUACACCGAAAGCCGGGGGCACGCAGAGAGCCGGGGCCACUCCGGGGCAGGUGGCUCGUCCCAGGCCAAGAGCCGCAAGGCCAGCUACCCACUGCCGGGCCAGCUGGAGUCCGCCUGGCACGUGUCGGCGCUGCAGCGGGCCGAAGGCGCGCAGUUCACGGCCGAACAGCUGGGCAUCAAACCGGGACCGAACGGACCCACCUUUACCCGUGCCUCCCGCACCAGAAUGCCAAACCUCAAUGACCUGAAGGAGACGGCGCUCUAAACGCCCACCUCAAACCGUACCACCUCUGCUACGGCUCAUUGUGGAUGCACCAGCGGAAUCGAAGAGGACGCCGUCUGACUUUAGUUGCAAUUUACGUGAAAGAGUCUUGCACUCAUUUGGCGUGAUGAGCUGGGACAAUGCAACAAACAAGCUCUUGCAAGGGGGCCGGCCAUAUGGAAAGCCCUUUGAGUAUUUAUUCCAAAUUCUUGAUAUCCAGCUUAGGGUCCAGUUCUAGGGCCUAGCUUCGGGUCUAUAUAGUAGUAGUCCUCUCUUUGUCCUCACAAGUAAGAUAAUUCAGCACAUUCGUAGAAGGGUUGUCUUUUUCCACAACUCAUGCCAUGUUUGGCCUACUGGUAUGCAAUGAAAUCAUACUCCUAAAAAAUGCGCUGCUCUCGUAACGCUUCUAACUAGUAGGCCUGUGUCACAUACUAGUAGCCUCCUUGUAGUUUUGCCUUACUAACAACAUGUGGUUGUCUGGUAUGUAGAAAAAACUUACUGUAACUGUAGUAAAACUUUACUAGGAGACAGUCAUUGUACUAAUUCUGGUUCUACUACGGCAGAGGUGUCAAACUCUGGUCCUCGAGGGCCAAUAUCCUGCAUGUUUUAGAUCUUUCCCUCCCACAUACCUGAGUCAAAUGAUCAGCUGAUCAAGGUCUGCAGGAACCUGAUAACAAUCCCGAGCCUUUGAAUCAAGUGUAUUGGGGGAGGUAAACAUCUAAUACGGUACAUUCAGGAGAGAAGCCUUAGAGGACCGGAGUUUGACACCUGUGUCCCAGAGUGCUGAAUUGAAUGAAACCCCAUUUGAGCAUUUACUGUAUUUGGUCAAUAUCCUUGUUAAUCUAGCUUAAGGUCCACAUAUUAGUAUGCUCUUUGUCCUUAUUAGUAAGAUAAUUCAGUUUCGCGCAACUAGGGCGCACUAGUAGAAUGACUGUGUAAUACUAUUACGAGUCAUUGUUUUGGUACGACUGCCUUCCACUAUCGACAUCUAUGCCAUUGGGGUCCAGGAGGCUUCUCGUGUGUGACACAUGCCUCCUAAUUGGAACAAGAUGUGCGACUUAUGAAGCACAGGAGUUUAAUAGAAAGGUUUGAGAUAUAGCAUACUUGCCAAAAGUGGCACUCAUAAUGGAACUAAUUAACUAGUAAGACACAGUCAUUCUGCUAGCACGCUGAAUUGUUUGGUAGUGAGGACAAAAAGUACAUGAACCAUAAACUGGAUAUGAAGACAUUGGACUAAAUGCCGAAAGGAUUUUCUAUUGGUCUCGCCCUUUCAGUAUUAUUCUUCUGUUAGGAGUAGAAACUUCCUCUGCUCCCACCUCCCCAUCACAGAGCUCUACUGCAGCACAUUUGCUCUUCCUUGUGGUCACUAAAGCAAAUGUUUUUUUUUUCCAAAUAUUUGAUAAAAUAGAGAGAAAAAGAUUUAUAUGAACAAAGUUUAUUAUUUGUUUCACAUCCGAAGAUAUAAGCUAUAGUUAUAUCUCUAAUAAGAUAUAUGGGAUUGUUAAAAGGAUAUACAGUGUUAAAUGUGUAAUUAUAAGAGCUUUACUUUGACACAGAGAUGAAGAGAUAUGUAUGUGUUGACAAUACAAUAUGUCACAAAGAUUAUGUAAUGGUGAAUGUCCUUUUUUGUUCAGUUUAAUAUGGUAUAAACAGAUUUUUAUUUUUUUUCACUUUUCCGUUUUUCCUAGAAACGAUGAUUACCCUACAUGGGAGCAAAAAUAUGUCGUAUUAAAGGUGUCGUUCAAGAAUAUACGUGUCCAGCAGUUAAAAGCAUUUUGAGGCUGUUUGUCAACAGCUCUCCUCUUCCUUGCUGCUACCUUUGAUUUUUUUGGGGUAUCAAGAAAUUGUUAUUGUGAAAAGUGAGCAUCUUGGAAUGAAGAUAAAAAAACAUGGAGUCUUAACACGAGUCAUUUGCCACUUUUAAGAUCUUCUAGAAAUAAUCUGAUGAUCGUAUGUGAAAUAAAACUCCUCGGAAACGCUUCAAACAAUAAUUAUUGCAUCCCCAUCUCACUCAAACUUCCAAUGAACAGCUAGUCGUAAAUACUAGCAACUGCAUGUGACAGUUCUGUCUUUAUGAUGUCUGCUGACUACAACGCCGCAGACACAUUCAUUUUUUAAAAAUGAGUGUUUAUUUUCAAUCAAUUGAUAUUUAUUGCUUGUGAAUUGUUUUGAACUGUCAUAAUCAGGGGUAAUUUAUAUGGGAAUAUUUAGAUAGCUGGAUAGAUAGAUAGAUAGAUAGAUAGAUAGAUAGAUAGAUAGAUAGAUAGAUAGAUAGAUAGAUAGAUAGAUAGAUAGAUAGAUAGAUAGAUAGAUAGAUAGAUAGAUAGAUAGAUAGAUAGAUAGAUAGAUAGAUAGAUAGAUAGAUAGAUAGAUAGAUAGAUAGAUAGAUAGAUAAAAAGAAUACACACUACUGUUAAAUGUCAGGUUUUCGUUAUUUACAUUAUAGCCCCCCCCCCAGAUCUUUUAUUGUCGAUUUAGUUGUGUAGGCUAUAGGUCAUUUAAUCGUGGAGAAGAAAAAAAAACUUUUUGAAAUGAUUCAUCUUGGCCUCAUUUUGUAAAUGUUCUAAACACCUGACAUUUGGACAGGGGGGUGUAGGCUUUUUGUCUCCAUGGUAGAUAGACUGAUUUGUCCCCCCCAAAAAAUGGAAACAAAGCAAAAGGCUAAAUAAACUACUAUAUCAAGCUACUUGGCUGAUUGAAAGCAAUAACAUUAAUUGACUGACUGACAGAACUGAUUGAUUGAUGUCGUCACUUGUUAAAUAAGUGUAAUUGGAGCCUAAUAUCAGUCAAGAGGGAGACCGUUUUUUUCGGGCGUGCAUUGAAUAUCUUCGUAAUUUUCCUUGAGCUAUCUCAUCUUGCGGUUAUGGAAAACAAUGAUUGUAUUUGAUUUGUUUACAUCUUCACUAGAAACAGUGUUGACAUAGUUUGCCUUGCCUGUGUCCUGAAGCCUUACAUUCGCUCAUUAUUGACAUGAAAUCAGAGGCUUCAACCCCCAAAAGCACCCCCAAACACAUCACAUACCUUCAUCGAUUCUUUCUGCUCUCGACUAUGAAUGUGUUUCCAAGAGCAGCACUUCAUUGUUUUCUGUACACAGAUGCCCUCUUCUUACAAGGUGUAAAUAGAAGUAAGAGAGCGUAUCUAAUACCGACCAGUCUACACUAAAAUAAUAUCAGAAUAAAAAUCUACAUUUUUUUUAAA
Hippocampus zosterae (dwarf seahorse) is the source of this 7114-nucleotide messenger RNA. It is a transcript of the gene cdkl5, whose product is annotated as cyclin-dependent kinase-like 5. Gene Ontology annotation, cellular component: nucleus; dendrite cytoplasm. The transcript is spliced from 21 exons. Gene Ontology annotation, biological process: regulation of dendrite development; positive regulation of axon extension; protein phosphorylation. Bases 545 to 3919 code for a protein of 1124 amino acids. NCBI's taxonomy places the organism in Eukaryota, Metazoa, Chordata, Actinopteri, Syngnathiformes, Syngnathidae. The record is from RefSeq and is a predicted model, not a curated record. Gene Ontology annotation, molecular function: ATP binding; protein kinase activity.